AGACAAGGCCGAAGAGAAAAUAAAGCUCGUAUCAAAAAUCUAGAAACUAUAUUGCACAAAAAUUAUCAGGCAGCCAAGAAUUCUCAAACAAAAUCCGAGAAUUCUAUAACGGAAGAAGAAUUACUUUCGCGUUAUCAGAAUCUAGAAUCCUCAUACGCUAUUGAAGUUAGCGAAAAGAAAAAGCAAGAAAACAAAGUAAAUGAAUUAGAAAUGCGUUAUAAAAAUUUAGAAUCAUCUUACAACGCAAUUGUUAAUGAAAAAGAGACAUUACUUAAGAGAAUAAAUGAACUCGAAUCACGUCAUGAAGCUAUAAAAGAAAUUGAAGAGAAAGCUUUAACAUUUGAAAGUUCACAUGCUCUUGUAGUGAAAGAAAACGAAGAUUUGCACACAAAUUUUAAUGAAUUACAAACUUUGUAUGAUUCAUCAAAAAUGCGAUGUAAUGAAUUGGAAGCAAAGAUAACUGAAUUAGAAGCAAAAAUAAGUGAACUAGAAGCAAAAAUAGAUGAAUUAGAAGCAAAAAUAGCCGAAUUAGAAAAAGUGUCACUUGAGCUUCGAAAUAAUGAACAGGAUAAUUUUUAUUCUGAACAUGUGGAAAGUAUUAUUAAGGAUCUAAAACAAAAAUAUCAAGAUUCAAAAUCAGAGAAUCAUAAACUUCAUGAUGAAUAUGAGAAAAAAAUAAGGGAUUUAGAUACUGUCCAACGCGAAUCAGAUCGGAAAUGUGUUAAAUUACGUGAAGAAAAUGAAUGGAUUAUUAAAGAAAAAGAAAUACUAAACGCAUCAAAGUCGAGCUUGGAAUUGAAGUUUAAUGAUAUUUUGACAGAAAAAAAUAAAUUAGAAGCUAUAUUUGAAGAAUAUAAACUAAAGUUUGAAGAAAAGGAAAGUUUGUAUAAACAAGGCCAAUCAGAGUUGAAUAAAAGAAUCGAAGAGUUAGAAGCCCAACAGCUUGGGCAAGAACAGAUCGAAACCGUGGAAGAGCGUUGGAAAAAAAAGAUUGAAGAACUCCAAAAGGAAAAGGAUGAAGCAAUUCAAAAAUACGAAUUAAACAAGCAAAAUUUACUUAACGAAAUUGAAAGUUGGAAGGCUAACCUCGACAGAAUGAAUUCAGCUCGCGAAGAAUAUGAAAAACUGCUUGAUAAGACACGUGAAAGAGUCAAACUUGCUGAACAAGAAAAUGCUGAAAAAAUGAAGGCUUUAGAACAGGUUGAAAAGUUGGUCAAAAACAUCACUGAAGCCAUUCUGGAAUAUAUGCCUAUUGUAACUGCCUAUGAUUCAUCUAAAUCUACUGAACAGGCAAAAUUAGAAACAAAUUUAAACCCUAUAAAUAUGAUACAAAAAGUCGGUAGUGUAGCGAAAUCCAUGGCCCAGGAAUUACAUGAUACAAAACAGGUUUGUUACAUUAUUGUUUACAAAAUGUAUUUAUUUGACUACAUCAAUUAAUGAAUUACUAAUUAUUAUUUACAGCUUUUCGAAAAUUCUAAAGU
Messenger RNA from Rhizophagus irregularis DAOM 181602=DAOM 197198, 1481 nucleotides. Lineage: Eukaryota; Fungi; Glomeromycota; Glomeromycetes; Glomerales; Glomeraceae. The record is from RefSeq and is a predicted model, not a curated record.